This is a messenger RNA of Pongo pygmaeus (Bornean orangutan), 6021 nucleotides long. RefSeq names its product DExD-box helicase 21 (gene DDX21). The transcript has 16 exons. The record is from RefSeq and is a predicted model, not a curated record. The coding region runs from base 1439 to 3790 and encodes 783 amino acids. NCBI's taxonomy places the organism in Eukaryota, Metazoa, Chordata, Mammalia, Primates, Hominidae. Gene Ontology annotation, cellular component: cytosol. Gene Ontology annotation, molecular function: RNA helicase activity; ATP binding; RNA binding.
UGGGAGGCUGUGUUGGGCGGAUCACUUGAGGUCAGGAGUUUGAGACCAGCCUGACCAACAUGGUGAAACCCCAACUCUAUUAAAAAUACAAAAAUUAGCUGGACAUGGUGGCACAUGCCUGUAAUCCCAGCUACUUGGGAGGCUGAGGCAGGAGAAUCGCUUGAACCCAGGAGGUGGAGGUUGCAGUGAGCCAAGAUCGUGCCACUGCACUCCAGCCUGGGCAAUAGAGUGAGACUCUAUUACAAACAAAACUUGGUAGUCAAGCUAAUCAUAACAUAAGAUUACUUGUAUUUUACAAAAUGUGAUGUAUUUGUAUUCAUAUCAUUCCUCCCAUAAGUUAUGUGAUAAAAAUAAGAAAUUCCCUUCUACAUUAAAAUGGGCUGUGUAAACUGUUGACAUGGUUAGUUAGGUGUAUCAUUUUAGUCUAGACACAGUUAAUUAAAAGGGUGUGCCAACAGUGCAUACUCAUUAAUUUAUUCCACAGAUAUUGAAUUUCUACUGUUUCCAUCACUAUGCUAACCACUGGGGAGUAUAGUUGUGAAUAAGGCAUAAUCACUAUCCUUAAGGAACUUAGAGUCAAUUAUUACAGACUAACAAAUAAAAGCUAAGACAGUGGUAGGUAUGGUAUGCUAAGGACCUACUUGGGGUACACCUGACCAGUUUUAGGAGUCAGGAAGGCCUUUUAAAAGUGAUACCCAACAGAGAAGUAAAGAAGUAUCCAUUUAGCCACAUGUAUGUACAGGUGGGAAGAGGAGUUUAGAAGGGAGAGGGCUUGCAGGCGGAGAGAACAGCAUAUGCGGACCCCAGAGGCAAAGAAUAGCAUGGUAAGUCUGAGGUUUCCAUAUGAUAGAGAACAGGAAUAAGAGACUGGUUUAGUAUUUAACAGGGACAGAUUUUAAAGGCCUUAUGUACAUUGUUAAGGAGUUUAAAGCUUUUCUUGAAGACAGUGGGUAAUCAUUUAAGGGCUUAAAGUAAGGAGUAACAUGAUUUGAUUUACAUUUUAGAAAGAAUGCUGGCCACACUGAAGAGACUGGAUUGGAGAAAAGCCAGACUGGAGGCCUGGAGACCUCUUAAGAUGCCAUAGGAGUAAUCUGUGGUAGAGAUGCUGGUGAUCUGAACUAAUGCUAAGUAACAUAUUUUGAGGGAUGAGAAUUGAGGCACUUGAGAGGUUGUUACUUGUCCAGAAUCAUGCAGCUGGAUGAUGUGAGGUGCCUUCUAGACCAAGGGCCGCAAGCGGUCAAUUCACUAAAUCCAACCAGUCACAGGCCGCUGCUUUGAAUUUACCACGCGGAGAGCAGCUUUUCCUGUGCUUCCUGCUUCCCCCGGAAGUGCCUUGCUACGGGAAGUGACGAGAGCCGGGUGGGCCGAGGUUGGGGAAGUACCUUUUCCUCUCCACGCGGUUGAGAAGACCGGUCGGCCUGGGCAACCUUCGCUGAAGAUGCCGGGAAAACUCCGUAGUGACGCUGGUUUGGAAUCAGACACCGCAAUGAAAAAAGGGGAGACACUGCGAAAGCAAACGGAGAAGAAAGAGAAAAAAGAGAAGCCAAAAUCUGAUAAGACUGAAGAGAUAGCAGAAGAGGAAGAAACUGUUUUCCCCAAAGCUAAACAAGUUAAAAAGAAAGCAGAGCCUUCUGAAGUUGACAUGAAUUCUCCUAAAUCCAAAAAGGCAAAAAAGAAAGAGGAGCCAUCUCAAAAUGACAUUUCUCCUAAAACCAAAAGUUUGAGAAAGAAAAAGGAGCCCAUUGAAAAGAAAGUGGUUUCUUCUAAAACCAAAAAAGUGACAAAAAAUGAGGAGCCUUUUGAGGAAGAAAUAGAUGCUCCUAAGCCCAAGAAGAUGAAGAAAGAAAAGGAAAUGAAUGGAGAAACUGGAGAGAAAAGCCCCAAACUGAAGAAUGGAUUUCCUCAUCCUGAAUCUGACUAUAACCCCAGUGAAGCUGCCAGUGAAGAAAGUAACAGUGAGAUAGAGCAGGAAAUACCUGUGGAACAAAAAGAAGGCGCUUUCUCUAAUUUUCCCAUAUCUGAAGAAACUAUUAAACUUCUCAAAGGCCGAGGAGUGACCUUCCUAUUUCCUAUACAAGCAAAGACAUUCCAUCAUGUUUACAGCGGGAAGGACUUAAUUGCACAGGCGCGGACAGGAACUGGGAAGACAUUCUCCUUUGCCAUCCCUUUGAUUGAGAAACUUCAUGGGGAACUGCAAGACAGGAAGAGAGGCCGUCCCCCUCAGGUACUGGUUCUUGCACCUACAAGAGAGUUGGCAAAUCAAGUAAGCAAAGACUUCAGUGACAUCACAAAAAAGCUGUCAGUGGCUUGUUUUUAUGGUGGAACUCCCUAUGGAGGUCAAUUUGAACGCAUGAGGAAUGGGAUUGAUAUCCUGGUUGGAACACCAGGUCGUAUCAAAGACCACAUACAGAAUGGCAAACUAGAUCUCACCAAACUUAAGCAUGUUGUCCUGGAUGAAGUGGACCAGAUGUUGGAUAUGGGAUUUGCUGAUCAAGUGGAAGAGAUUUUAAGUGUGGCGUACAAGAAAGAUUCUGAAGACAAUCCCCAAACAUUGCUUUUUUCUGCAACUUGCCCUCAUUGGGUAUUUAAUGUUGCCAAGAAAUACAUGAAAUCUACAUAUGAACAGGUGGACCUGAUUGGUAAAAAGACUCAGAAAACGGCAAUAACUGUGGAGCAUCUGGCUAUUAAGUGCCACUGGACUCAGAGGGCAGCAGUUAUUGGGGAUGUCAUCCGAGUAUACAGUGGUCAUCAAGGACGCACUAUCAUCUUUUGUGAAACCAAGAAAGAAGCCCAGGAGCUGUCCCAGAAUUCAGCUAUAAAGCAGGAUGCUCAGUCCUUGCAUGGAGACAUUCCACAGAAGCAAAGGGAAAUCACCCUGAAAGGUUUUAGAAAUGGUAGUUUUGGAGUUUUGGUGGCAACCAAUGUUGCUGCACGUGGGUUAGACAUCCCUGAGGUUGAUUUGGUUAUACAAAGCUCUCCACCAAAGGAUGUAGAGUCCUACAUUCAUCGAUCCGGGCGGACAGGCAGAGCUGGAAGGACGGGGGUGUGCAUCUGCUUUUAUCAGCACAAGGAAGAGUAUCAAUUAGUACAAGUGGAGCAAAAAGCGGGAAUUAAGUUCAAACGAAUAGGUGUUCCUUCUGCAACAGAAAUAAUAAAAGCUUCCAGCAAAGAUGCCAUCAGGCUUUUGGAUUCCGUGCCUCCCACUGCCAUUAGUCACUUCAAACAAUCAGCUGAGAAGCUGAUAGAGGAGAAGGGAGCUGUGGAAGCUCUGGCAGCAGCACUGGCCCAUAUUUCAGGUGCCACGUCCGUAGACCAGCGCUCCUUGAUCAACUCAAAUGUGGGUUUUGUGACCAUGAUCUUGCAGUGCUCAAUUGAAAUGCCAAAUAUUAGUUAUGCUUGGAAAGAACUUAAAGAGCAACUGGGCGAGGAGAUUGAUUCCAAAGUGAAGGGAAUGGUUUUUCUCAAAGGAAAGCUGGGUGUUUGCUUUGAUGUACCUACCGCAUCAGUAACAGAAAUACAGGAGAAAUGGCAUGAUUCACGACGCUGGCAGCUCUCUGUGGCCACAGAGCAACCAGAGCUGGAAGGACCACGGGAAGGAUAUGGAGGCUUCAGGGGACAGCGGGAAGGCAGUCGAGGCUUCAGGGGACAGCGGGACGGAAACAGAAGAUUCAGAGGACAGCGGGAAGGCAGUAGAGGCCCAAGAGGACAGCGAUCAGGAGGUGGCAACAAAAGUAACAGAUCCCAAAACAAAGGCCAGAAGCGGAGUUUCAGUAAAGCAUUUGGUCAAUAAUUAGAAAUAGAAGAUUUAUAUAGCAAAAAGAGAAUGAUGUUUGGCAAUAUAGAACUGAACAUUAUGCCUCCUUUUGACCACUUGCCGAGUGCCUGUCUCUUUCAGACACAGACAAGCUUCAUUUAAAUUAUUUCAUCUGAUCAUUAUCAUUUAUAACUUUAUUGCUACUUCUUCAUCAGUUUUUCCUUUUGAAAGGUGUAUGAAUUCAUUACAUUUUUAUUCUAAUGCAUUAUCUGUAGAUUAGAAGAUAAAAUCAAGCGUGUAUCUGCCUAUACUUUGUGAGUUCACUUGUCUUUAUACUCAAAAGUGUCCCUUAAUAGUGUCCUUUCCUGAAGUAAAUACCUAAGGGAGUGUAACAGUCUCUGGAGGACCACUUUGAGCCUUUGGAAGUUAAGGUUUCCUCAGCCACCUGCCGAACAGUUUCUCAUGUGGUCCUAUUAUUUGUCUACUGAGACUUAAUACUGAGCGAUGUUUUGAAACAAGAUUUCAAGCUAAUCUGGGUUGUAAUACAGUUUAUACCAGUGUAUGCUCUAGACUUGGAAGAUGUAGUAUGUUUGAUGUAGAUUACCUAUACUUAUGUUCGUUUUGAUACAUUUUUAGCUUCUCAUUAUAAGGUGAUUCAUGCUUUAGUGAAUUCUUCAUAGAUAGUAUAUAUAAAAGUACAUUUUAAUAGAAAGCCAGGGUUUUAAGGAAUUUCAAAUGUAUAAGGUGGCUCCAUAGCUUUAUUUGUAAGUAGGCUGGAUAAAUGGUGCUUAAACGAUAAUGUACUCCACUUCUUCCUAUUGGAAGAUUAACAUUAUUUACCAAGAAGGACUUAAGGAAGUAGGGGGCGCAGAUUAGCAUUGCUCAAGAGUAUGUAAAAAAAAAAAAAAAGAACCAAACCAAUGGAAAUAAUCAAAUGCAAAAAGGUAACAAAUUCAUAACUGGAGAGCAAAGAGAAGAACAAGUGUGAUUUGCAUGAUAAAGCAUUGUUUUAAUGGUGAAAACUUCACAGACCACUAAUGUUUCUAGAGGUUAACUUCAAGUGGGCAAGCUGGGGUUUUUAGGUAGUCAGUGGCCUAGUUCCUAAAGCCACAGUAUAGGAUCUGUUUGUUAAACUGAAUGUCUGUUGAAAGUUUGUUUUAGCUGCUUGGAGGCUUCCUUUUAAGACAAAGUGUAUGUGAUUAAGUUGUUUUGAGGGAACUGAAGAACCUGAUGUAGCCCCUGGCCAGAUAACUGCCUGAUUUCUCAGAUAUUAUUUCUCUGGGAAGCAUUCUACAUAGCACAGGAGCUUAAGAGUGGCAUUAUCUUCUCGCCUUAAUUUCCAGAGAUUAUUUCUGUACUGAGAAUCCUGGAACUACUAUGCUAGGAAAUUUAAAGCCGCAUGGUCUGUCUUGUUUUCAUUUAAUAAUUGUGAACACCUAGAAUCUUUCUAGGUCCUGAUUUCUCUUGCUUAAUCCAGUCUUUAUCUCUAACUGCCCCUUAUUUGAUCACCAUGUACUAGACUAGGAGCUCUGAUAGCCAGCUCAGCUCCUAAUCCUUGAGGCAACAUCCUUUUUCUAUUUGAACUUCAGUUCUGUCCUUGAAUCCUGACUAGAUAUUUCUUGCCCUCUGGUCUCAGAAUUCUCUUGGCUUUUAUUCCUUGAUCCACUUGCCAGUUUUAUCAUUUACCCUUGUUCCUCAUGGCUUCCCAUCAAGCCAUGGAUAUUAGGUGACAGUGUAAUUUAUUAGAUUCUGGUUUUGCCCAAACACUGGGCAUGCUUUAAUAACAACUGAACCAUUUCGUUAUUUGGAUAAGCAUGGGUACCUUAUCAAGCAGAUUAAAAGGAUAUGGUACCCGUCCUUUAGAAAAGAACAGCUAAAACCUUGUUGUGGAUUAUGGAUUUAGCCUAAAGAAAAAUAAUCUGGCAUAAAUUAAGAGUAAGAGGGAAGAUUAAUAGAAAUUUUACUUCACAUAACUUAAAAAUGGCUAUUUCAAUAAAUGAAACUAAAGUUUCUCUUGGAUCCCAGAAUUCAACCUGUAUUUAUAAAUGUAUAAUGUAUUUAGCUACUUUUUGGUUUAAAUGAACUUGUUGGGUUAGCUUGGUAAGUGUUAUAAUUUUUACUAUUUUCUACAAAGAAAAUAUUUUCUAAUUUAAGUUGGAGCUAUCUGUGCAGCAGUUUCUCUACAGUUGUACGUAAAUGUUUUUACUAUAAAAUGAGCUAAUGUAUAAAAUACUGAUCUAUACCAUAAUAAAGAUAGUAAUACUUGA